GGUCGAAUUCGGACCCAAAUUCCGAUUGGCCUGUUAAGAUGAAUUGAAAUUGGAGUGUCGAUUUCUUCAGCCAUUUCCAUUGAACACUCUUCCUCGCCUACGAACUUCCUCAUCCCCAUUCUCCUCCUCCUCCCGAUCUCUUUCUCCGGCGAAAUUCAUCUCCAUAAGGAGAGCAUUAUAUGACAGUAUAGCAUAGAGAAAGGUCAUGACUGUAGAGGCUUUUGCCAAAACAAAUUUGAUGGAAGAUAUUGAUGAUGAUGACGACAUGCCUUUAGUUUUCAAACGAAGUAGUACCACAUCAAAGCAGAAUCAGUCAAAUUCAUCAUCUCAUAAGCAAGAUGGACGAUCGGGGCGACAAGUUUCUGAUGUACGUUCUCCUAAUGGCCAGAGCUCUAGUACUCAUAAAGUUAAGACGACUGCCUCUUCUAAGGCUUCUCCAGCAUUUUCACCUUUAACUAGUCCGAAAGCGUCGCCUUCGUCAAGCAGGACAUCUCCUGCACCAAACUCAAGGCCAUCAUCUUCUGCAGGUAAUCAGGCAAAAAAUGUUAAUCAACAAUCCAAUAUUGCUCCUAAGGAGUCGAAGCAAGCUGUUGAACCAAAAUCUGAACCUAAUGAUGAAGCUGAAGAUUCUGAAGACGAUAAACCAUUGAGUGCUAGGGUCCCUUCUGGGUUAUCUAAGAGCAAAUCUAUUCACGCCAACAAAGUGCCUGGUACUUCAACAUCAGUUCAAAAGUUUAGAUCUCCCAAAAAAGAGGAUUCAGAUGAUGAAAUUCCCUUAGCAUCAAGGUUUCAAAUGAAAUCCACUGCAGGGGCUUCCACUAGCAAGUUUUCUAAUUCUGAAGAAGUUAAGCCUAAGAUUCGUCAAAAUGGUUUGCCAUCUGCGACAGUUUUAAGUAAGAGACCCCCUGGUGAGGUCAAGUCUGCUGCCCAGGCUUCAGUUAAAAAGCCUAGACUUUCUGAUGCAUCUACACCUGUUUCUAGCAAGCAACCGUCUGUUAAAACUGAAAAGAAGACAGAGGACGACGAUGACGACGUUCCUAUAUCUCAGAGGUUAAAAAAGGCAGUUGCUUCAGCUAGUAAAGUGUCAUCUGUAAAGAAAGUAACUAAAGUUGUUUCGUCAUCGAUGAAGAAAACAAAGAAGAAAAUGAAAAAUAAGUACUCUAGGUCGUCAAAACUGCAGCCAAACUCUGGUGAAGGGCAAAAAUGGACUACAUUGGAACACAAUGGUGUGAUUUUUCCACCUCCAUACAAACCUCAUGGGGUUAAUAUGCUCUACAAGGGAAAGCCUGUGGAUCUUACUCCAGAGCAGGAAGAGGUCGCAACAAUGUAUGCCGUGAUGUUAGACACUGAGUACUUGACUAAACAGCAGUUCAAAGAGAAUUUCAUGAAUGACUGGAGAAAAAUACUUGGAAAAAACCAUGUCAUUCAAAAGUUAGAAGAGUGUGAUUUUACCCCAAUAUAUGAGUGGCAUCAGAGGGAGAAGGAGAAGAAGAAGCAAAUGAGUACAGAAGAAAAGAAGGCAUUGAGAGAAGAGAAACUUAAGCAAGAAGAGAAAUACAUGUGGGCUAUUGUGGAUGGUGUUAAAGAGAAGGUUGGGAACUUUCGGGUUGAGCCACCUGGAUUGUUCCGUGGCCGUGGGGAACAUCCAAAGAUGGGAAAGCUAAAGAGACGGAUCCGGCCAAAUGAUAUCACAAUAAAUAUAGGAAAGGGUGUUCCAAUACCGGAGUGCCCCAUCCCUGGCCAAAGAUGGAAGGAAGUAAGGCAUGAUAACACAGUAACAUGGUUAGCUUUCUGGAAUGACCCUAUUAAUCCAAGAGAAUUCAAAUAUGUUUUCCUGGCAGCCAGUAGUUCCUUGAAAGGGCAAAGCGAUAAGGAGAAAUAUGAGAAAGCAAGGCGUUUGAAGGAUUACAUAGAAGGCAUUAGAUCUGCAUAUACAAAAGAUUUUACAAGUAAAGAUCCUGUGAAGCGCCAGAUUGCAGUUGCAACUUAUCUUAUUGAUAAAUUAGCUCUGAGGGCAGGGAAUGAGAAGGAUGACGACGAAGCUGAUACAGUUGGUUGCUGUACUUUGAAAGUAGAGAAUGUAGAGCCAGUACCUCCAAAUAUUUUGAAGUUCGAUUUUCUUGGUAAAGAUUCUAUCAGGUACCAAAAUGAGGUGGCUGUGUAUGAGCCUGUUUUUAAAGCAAUUCAACAGUUCCGAAGUGGAAAAAAAGGCGGUGAUGAUCUUUUUGACAAGCUUGAUACGAGUAAGCUUAAUGCCCAUCUAAAGGAACUCAUGCCAGGCCUCACAGCAAAAGUAUUCCGUACAUAUAAUGCAUCUUUUACAUUGGAGCAGCAAUUGAGUAAGCUCACGCAAGGGGGGGAGCUCGCUGAUAAAGUUGCGGUAUAUAAUGUGGCAAAUAAAGAGGUUGCAAUAAUUUGUAAUCACCAGCGUACCGUCUCGAAGUCCCACAGUGUACAAAUUUCAAGGUUGAAUGAGAAGAUAGAUGAGUUAAAGGCUAUUUUGGAAGAAUUCAAAGUAGAUUUGGCUCGGGCCAAAAAGGGCAAGCCUCCAGUGAAAGGCGCCGAUGGCAAGACGAAGAGGAACUUGACCCCUGAAGCAUUACAGAAAAAAAUAGAUCAAACGAAUGUGAAGAUUGAGAACAUAGAGAGGCAAAUAGAAACGAAAGAAGAGUUGAAAACUGUGGCUUUGGGAACAUCAAAAAUCAACUAUCUGGAUCCUAGGAUCACUGUGGCAUGGUGUAAGCGCCAUGAGGUUCCCAUUGAAAAGAUGUUCAACAAGUCUCUUCUAGCAAAGUUUGCCUGGGCGAUGGAUGUUGAACCUUCCUUCACAUUCUAAAGUUUUGGUGGCUGAUGUAGUGUAGGACAUCUCUUCUGAGCCCGUCUCCUUCCUAAUACCAAUUGUUCCAUUUCCCCCUCCCUUCUGGAAAGAGAAUAGAAAAAAAAAUUCUAUUAUUUUUUCACUUAAAAAGAAGAAAAAAAGAAAGAGAUCUUUGAUCGUUGUCUGACAAUUUUUUAAACUUGUUUACUGGCUAGCCCCUGACAAAUUCCUGUUGUAAUUUAAGCUGCUUCUGAAUUUAUGGGGUAAGUUUUCCUUAA
Molecule: messenger RNA, 3096 nt
Organism: Solanum dulcamara
Lineage: Eukaryota; Viridiplantae; Streptophyta; Magnoliopsida; Solanales; Solanaceae
Product: DNA topoisomerase 1 alpha-like
Exons: 16
Coding region: 206-2836 (876 amino acids)
Biological process (GO): DNA topological change; chromosome segregation; DNA replication
Cellular component (GO): chromosome; nucleolus
Molecular function (GO): DNA binding; DNA topoisomerase type I (single strand cut, ATP-independent) activity
Source: RefSeq, a predicted model, not a curated record